AAGAAGUGCAGUGUUCGGUGCGCGCGCGCAGCCGUGCCUCCUCGUGUGGCGCAUAGCUGGCACCAUGUCGCAGGAGGAGGAUGGCAAGGAACAGCGCUCCUCGUCGGAAGACGUGGCGGCGGCCACAGAGCCAGCAGAGGAAGUGCCGCAGCAGCAGCGCAGAAGAAGCGGCAGCAAGCGUGUGGCCUGCGAGGAGCUGGCCUACAACAGGAUGGGUGACAUCUGGGUCCAGUGCUUCGCGUGCUGCGUCACUGAGCAGCCUGCUCCGAAACGGCGGCGGCGAAUCGACCGCACCAUGAUUGGAAACCCAACAAACUUCCAGCAUACGGCUCAUGUUGGCUCUGGGGACAUGAAUGUUCAUCUCAACGCACUCCAGAACCAGAUGGCCUCCAAGGGUGGCUACGAGUACGCGCUUCCAGUGAAUGUGUCAAUCCCAGUGGUGGACGUUCAGCAGUGACCGCGCGUGUGUGUGUGGGGGGGGCCGUCGUACCUCCUCAGCCCGAGACAUGGCGUGUGUGUUGCCCCAAUGGUGUGACGGCGGCGGACUCACCAGACGGCGGCCACUUGUGAUGAUGCCAGAUGGACCAAAGGCCUCGCGCUCCCCUCCUCGAAACCCCGCCCCUCCACCCUCUUUUUCCUCUUAGCUGUCGCAACCUGUCACCAGUGCGGGUGGCAGCACUGAGCACCGACUGGGCUGUGUAUCUUUUUCUUUUCUUUUAAUAGGAGCAUCGGCGCAGGGACUGUACGAUUUGUACGUGCACAGUUUGUGCAUCCCAGCCACAUGAAGCUGGACAAAAAAAAAAAGCUAAAUUCUUUACUGUAAGGAGACUCGACGGCAAAGCUUGCCCUUAGCCAUUUUUUCUUAAUAACUGUCUUUUCAGUGCAGCACUAUUUAGGACGCUGUCACACACAGGUUGUUUAGACGAGCACAUUGUGUACAUAGAAGCAGGUCAUGUUGAAGGAGUCCUUUCCACACCCUCACCUGCUGCCUCCCCUUCCACUUUGUAGUGUGUUCGUGUCACGGAUGUAGCCAGAGCCAGGUGUGGCUGCAGUGUGUGUGUUUUUAAAGAAAUGUGUUUAGAGAGACGUUUGCUGAACCAGAAGCGUUUGUAACGGCUAGUAGUAUUUAAUAACAGCAGGCAGGCACCGUUUACGUGCAAAGACGAAUAAAGAAUUUUAUCAGAGUGGAAGAAAAUGGACAAGCACUGCCAAUGUGCGAAAAGUGAAUAAAAGAAAUGUUU
Messenger RNA from Rhipicephalus sanguineus (brown dog tick), 1241 nucleotides. RefSeq names its product CDC42 small effector protein 2. The transcript is spliced from 4 exons. The record is from RefSeq and is a predicted model, not a curated record. The coding region runs from base 65 to 457 and encodes 130 amino acids. Lineage: Eukaryota; Metazoa; Arthropoda; Arachnida; Ixodida; Ixodidae. Gene Ontology annotation, cellular component: plasma membrane. Gene Ontology annotation, biological process: regulation of Rho protein signal transduction. Gene Ontology annotation, molecular function: small GTPase binding.